Molecule: messenger RNA, 1140 nt
Organism: Coccidioides posadasii C735 delta SOWgp
Lineage: Eukaryota; Fungi; Ascomycota; Eurotiomycetes; Onygenales; Onygenaceae
Gene: SCS7
Product: fatty acid alpha-hydroxylase
Biological process (GO): lipid biosynthetic process; fatty acid metabolic process
Cellular component (GO): endoplasmic reticulum; membrane
Molecular function (GO): fatty acid 2-hydroxylase activity; iron ion binding; heme binding
Source: RefSeq, a predicted model, not a curated record
AUGCCUGGGCGAACACUGCCGACCUUCACGUCCUCUGAAGUCAAAUCGCACUCUACCGCGAAAUCGUGCUGGGUGACACGGGGAUCAAAGGUCUACGAUGUCACCUCCUUCGUCGAUGACCACCCAGGUGGUGGUGAUUUGAUUUUGCAGCAUGCAGGCCGGGAUGUCUCCCAGAUCCUGCGGGAUACCAUUUCACACGAGCACAGCGAGGCUGCCUACGAGAUAUUGGAAGAAUAUCAUAUCGGUUUUAUGACCUCAGAGUCAACGUCCAAGUCAGACACUAAUGGCACUAUGAAUGGCCAGCCAAACGGGUGCAUAAUCCAAAGCAAUGGGCGACGAGUGUACGCUGCGACCGGAAUGUCCAGCGAAGAAGACCUCUCCAUCGACACCGACGCUACUGCAGACUAUAAAGAGCACAAGUUUUUGGAUCUAAGCAGGCCUCUCUUUGGUCAACUUUGGUUUGGCGGAUUCUCGAAAGCGUUCUACCUCGAGCAGGUCCAUCGCCCACGGCACUACAAAGGAGGCUCCUCUGCCCCCUUGUUUGGCAACUUCCUCGAGCCUUUGACCAAAACCGCAUGGUGGGUUGUUCCGAUGGUCUGGUUUCCAUGCGUAGCAUACGGAAUGGCGAUUGGAUUUGCUGGUCUCCGGAACGUAAUGAUGGGGUGCGUGUACUGGUUAACUGGGCUGUUCAUCUGGACAUUGGUGGAGUACGGCAUGCAUCGGUGCCUUUUUCAUAUCGACGAUUAUCUCCCAGAUAACCGUGUUGGACUCAGCCUUCAUUUCCUGCUUCAUGGAAUUCACCAUUACCUGCCUAUGGACAAAUACCGCCUCGUCAUGCCACCUGCGCUGUUCCUUAUCCUAGCCGCGCCUUUCUACAAGCUUACCCAUUUCGUGUUCUUCUACAACUGGUAUGCGGCAGUGCUGGUGUAUUGUGGAGGAAUUUUCGGAUACGUGUGUUACGACACGACGCAUUACUUUCUGCAUCACCGAAACCUUCCUGCCUAUUACCGCCAGCUCAAGAAAUAUCACCUACAGCAUCACUUUGCAGAUUAUGAAAACGGUUUUGGCGUCACCAGCCGCUUCUGGGACAGGGUGUUUGGAACAGAACUUCCUCCACUUCCGUCUGCGAAGGCCGAAUGA